Molecule: messenger RNA, 2003 nt
Organism: Coccidioides immitis RS
Lineage: Eukaryota; Fungi; Ascomycota; Eurotiomycetes; Onygenales; Onygenaceae
Product: mRNA splicing protein Yju2
Exons: 2
Coding region: 89-910 (273 amino acids)
Biological process (GO): mRNA splicing, via spliceosome
Cellular component (GO): U2-type catalytic step 1 spliceosome
Source: RefSeq, a predicted model, not a curated record
CGGAGUCUAUCAACUAUUACUUUGCUGUCAAGAGAGACAGAAUCCCAACAAUAUUGUUAGUUAGCUCUAGUCACCACUCCCCGCAACCAUGUCUGAACGUAAGGUUCUUACGAAAUACUACCCUCCCGACUUUGACCCGUCAGCCAUUACGCGCACACCCAAGCAUUUGCGCGCCACAGGUCCGAAGCUUCUCACAGUCCGAUUAAUGGCCCCGUUUAGUCUCAAAUGCACCAACUGUGGAGAGUAUAUCUACAAAGGCCGGAAGUUCAACGCUCGAAAAGAGACCACCGAUGAACGGUAUCUGAAUAUUCCAAUAUAUCGCUUCUAUAUAAGAUGCACCCGAUGCUCGAGCGAAAUUACUUUUAAAACCGACCCCAAAAACAUGGAUUAUACGUGUGAGAGAGGCGCAAAACGGAACUUCGAGCCCUGGAGAGAUGCGGCUGCGAGCCAAGUCAAUGAAACCGAAGAAGAGACACUCGAUCGACUCGAGAGGGAAGAAAAUGAGGCAGAGGAGAGAGCACAGAGAGAUAAGAUGAUGGAACUCGAAGAAAAGAUGUUGGACUCAAAACGAGAGAUGGCCGUCGCUGAUGCGUUGGAUGAGAUUCGAACGAGGAAUGCCAGAAUUGAGCGUGGAGAAAGGGGCGGGGAAGAAGCAGCCCUUCUACGAGCGAGACGGGAGGCAGAAGAUGCGCAAGCAAAAGCCGAUGCGGAGGAUGCUGAAAUCGCGCGAAGAGUCUUUAUGACUAAAGAUGGCGAGCGCGUGAAGCGAUUAGUUGAAGAGAGCGACACAGGAGACUCGCCCGUACCGAAUUCUGCAGAGAUGCCGCCACCGUCAUUUGCGAGGGUAAAAAAGCCUAAAAAGCCGUUCUCAGCCGGUCUGGGAAUAAAAAAGAAAACUUCUUUAGUUUAAGUCCAUGGCAUAUUUCCUCAUUUUGCGGAAGGCGUUUUGCGGCACUCUCCUGGAUAUUCUGUAGUAUCAAUACCCCUUUUAUAUUUAAUGUUCAAAAAGGGCAAUAGUUGAUGAAAUGAAAUUGUGAAUUCAGAAUUUAACAUUAGGAAUUUAGAAUAAUUCCAUACAUAAUGAAAUGAAUAACCCAGCAAAUCCUGACCAGUUUGACCAGUUCAACCAGUUGCCCGAAGGGACGAUCAUCCAGGGCAUUUUCAUAUCCGACAACGCCAUGCUAAAGUACACCUUUGGUCAACUUAUCAUGUCAUGUCCAUCAAACGUAGACCCUUAGAGCGCGAAAUCAUCAAACCACAACUGAUAAUACAUUACGAAAAAAAAAAAAAAUCAAAGAAGCUAUAAACGCAAGAAUAAAAAGAAAAGGAGAGACAUGAAAACUUGACAGAUUACAUGUAUGGCAUCCACAGAGCCUCGCACUGUGCCAAACUCUGGGGGUUAACUGCCUUGGAAAUAAGGUCGAUAGCGGAUUGGUUGGCAGGAAGGUUGCCCUCAGGAGGACUGGCCAAACUGAUAGCUCGGUUGACAAUGAAAUCAAUAUUGCUCUGCACUAGGUCUUUCAUUUGCGGUAGAACGCGUUGUUGAGCGGCGGCCCAGAUUAGUAGUUCAUCGCGAACGAAAAUGCUCAGUUGCUGUUCUAACUCAAGCCGCGGUUCCGUGAGACAUCUAGCAAUCGCCAUGAUUGCGCACGCAAAGAUUCCUUCCGUGGCCAAUGGACCCAUUAAGGUCUGGAUGUUGGGCGUGAGUCUAAAUGGAACGUGUUCGGGGUUGUAAAAAAGGGCUUUCGCGUUGUUCAUGGCCGGGAUUAGCUCCGAACUCCAGAUAUCGCCGGUACGUCUAGAGAUAUGAAUCUUGCUUGGGUAGCGGUUCCCCAUGUGCAUGACAUACGUCAUGAAAGCGAUUGCAGCAUACUGAUAGGAGAACUGUCGGCGGAAGAGCCAAAAAUCUGCGUACUGGGGGUAUGUUUGUCGAAUAAAGUCUAGAAGAACCGUGUUGGGGACCCAUUUCUGCUGAAUGGCGGAGAAAAUUUCUGUUCGUAGGA